Staurois parvus is the source of this 369-nucleotide messenger RNA. Lineage: Eukaryota; Metazoa; Chordata; Amphibia; Anura; Ranidae. The record is from the annotation of a GenBank genome assembly.
AAGUAUGUAAGUCAUCGAGUUAUUCCCCAAUUUAAAAAGAAGAGCAUAACUGCAGGUAGUAAAUAUAAGAGAGGAGUUGCAGAUGAUACGAUGGUGGGUAAUAUGUACAGGAGAGGAGUGUGUGGGGGGUGUGACAGUGAUCGGUACAUACAGGAGAGGAGUGUGGAGGUAUGACAGUGAUCGGUAUGUACAGGAGAGGAGUGUGGGUGGAGGUAUGACAGUGAUCGGUAUGUACAGGAGAGGAGUGUGGGGGGUAUGACAGUGAUGGGUAUGUACAGGAGAGGAGUGUGGAGGUAUGACAGUGAUAGGUAUGUACAGGAGAGGAGUGUGGAGGUAUGACAGUGAUCUGAGUGUACAGGAGAGGAGUGU